AUGGCUAAAAGCUUACGAAGUAAGUGGAAAAGGAAAAUACGUGCUGAAAAGAGGAAAAAGAAUGCUCCAAAGGAGCUCAGCCGGCUUAAAAGUAUUCUUAAAGUAGAUGGUGAUGUUGUAAUGAAUGACAUUCAAGAGAUUGCAACUGUUGUGGUACCCAGACAUUACCAAGAGAAAAUGCAGUGUGAUACGAAUGAUGAAAAAGACAAGAAAGAUGACAUGAAAAUGGAAGCUGACAUUAAGAGAAACAAAAAGAGCCUUCUAGACCAGCAUGGACAGUACCCA
Messenger RNA from Elephantulus edwardii (Cape elephant shrew), 285 nucleotides. Its product is annotated as protein LLP homolog. The transcript has a single exon. Gene Ontology annotation, cellular component: nucleolus. Gene Ontology annotation, molecular function: RNA binding. The record is from RefSeq and is a predicted model, not a curated record. The annotation marks the transcript as partial. Gene Ontology annotation, biological process: dendrite extension. NCBI's taxonomy places the organism in Eukaryota, Metazoa, Chordata, Mammalia, Macroscelidea, Macroscelididae.